Messenger RNA from Gekko japonicus, 1236 nucleotides. It is a transcript of the gene PGBD5, whose product is annotated as piggyBac transposable element derived 5. Bases 7 to 1236 code for a protein of 409 amino acids. NCBI's taxonomy places the organism in Eukaryota, Metazoa, Chordata, Lepidosauria, Squamata, Gekkonidae. Gene Ontology annotation, molecular function: transposase activity. Gene Ontology annotation, biological process: non-replicative DNA transposition. The record is from RefSeq and is a predicted model, not a curated record. The transcript is spliced from 6 exons. Gene Ontology annotation, cellular component: nucleus.
CGCAAAAUGCCACCAGCUGCCAGUGCCAUGGAUUUCUUCCAACUGUUUGUCCCCGACAAUGUGCUAAAGAACAUGGUGGUGCAAACUAAUAUGUAUGCCAAGAAGUAUCAGGAACGGUUUGGGAGUGAUGACACCUGGACAGAUGUCACCCUGACAGAAAUGAAGGCUUUCCUUGCAUACAUGAUCUCCACAAGUACUCACCACUGUGAGUCUGUCCUCAGCAUCUGGAGUAGUGGUUUCUAUAGUAACAAGAGCAUAGCACUGAUCAUGACUCAGCCAAGAUUUGAGAAGAUUCUCAAGUACUUCCAUAUUGUGGCCUUUCGUUCCAGUCAGACGACCCAUGGCCUCUACAAAAUCCAGCCGUUUCUGGACUCUCUGCAGCACAGCUUUGAUUCUGCUUUUAAGCCUUCCCAAACCCAGGUGCUCCAUGAACCUCUGAUUGAUGAAGACCCAAUUUUUAUUGCCACUUGUACAGAGCGAGAGUCACGCAAGAGGAAAAAGCGGAAAUUCAGUCUCUGGGUACGGCAGUGCUCAUCAACUGGGUUUAUUUGUCAGAUUUAUGUCCAUCUGAAAGAAGGAAGCGGUGCUGAAGGCCUGGAAGCUUUGAAGAACAAAACCCAGCUCCACAGCAUGGUGGCCAAGAGUCUUUGUAAGAACAUUGCAGGGAAAAACUACAUCGUCUUCACUGGCCCCAGUAUUACUAGCCUGAAUCUCUUCGAAGAGUUUGAAAAGCAAGAGAUUUAUUGCUGUGGGCUGCUGAGUGCGAGGAAAAGCGACUGCACUGGUUUGCCUCCAUCUAUGCUAAACAACCCAGAUGUGCCUCAGUCUCGAGGGCAGUACAGGAUCAAGAUGAAAGGAAACAUGUCCCUGAUCUGCUGGUACAAUAAAGGGUAUUUUCGGUUUUUGGCCAAUGCUUAUUCCCCAGUACAACAAGGAGUGAUAAUUAAGCGGAAAAGCGGAGAGAUCCCCUGCCCACUGGCAGUAGAGGCAUUUGCUGCUCAUCUUAGUUAUAUCUGCAAAUAUGAUGACAAAUACAGCAAGUAUUUCAUUUCUCAUAAACCAAACAAGACCUGGCAACAAGUGUUCUGGUUUGCCAUCAGCAUUGCCAUCAAUAAUGCUUACAUCCUCUACAAAAUGUCAGAUGCCUAUCACGUGAAAAAGUACAGCCGUGUGCAGUUUGGGGAGAGACUUGUCAAGGAGCUGCUGGGCUUGGAAGACAUUUCACCUUCUCAUUGA